AUGGCAAUACGGCAUCCUCACAAAUGGCUCCUUUUGAUUUCGUGCCUGCUGCUGCUGGAGCUACCGACAGCAAUUGGCAAACGUUCUCUCGUCAAGGGAGCAGCGAGUUUGCGACGACGUAACUUGAAAGAAAAUCCAGGCUCUGUUGCUGACAGUAGCGUCAGUACCAACCGAGGAGAUAAAACCAGACAAGAUUCUCCCAGUGAAGAUUCCCCCGAUGAACCCGCGGUUUCUGAAUUUGUAAGCGAAGACGACGAAGAAGAAGAGACGGAGGCACCUGACACAGGAAAGGAAAAGGAUGAAAAAGUCGACGAAAAGUAUGACGAUAAAGAUGAUAAUGACGAGGAUACUGGUACUGAUAAAGAAGAAUCCAAGGAUAUUGACGUGGAAGAAUCCAGGGACACCGACCAAGAAGAAUCCAAGGACAUCGUCGAAAAGUACGACGACAAAGAAGCAGACGAACCAAAAGAUGACAAACUCGAGGAAUCAAUGCCAUUGAUUGAGCCAGACAGUGAAGAUGUUGCAAUGAAGGAGAGUUCCUCCCAACCAUCGAAAAAGAAAGGGGCCAAGAAAGCAAAGAAAUCGAGAGAUAAAGCCAAAUACAAGGGAGAUAAACUCACUACGAUGACCUCUCCUGAGGAGGAUGACGAGCUCCCGCUGACCGAGCCGCAUACUGAAGGGGUCGCAACGAGGGAGGGGACCUCUCCGCCACCGCAAAAGAAAGCUUCCUCCGCUAAAGCAGGCAAAAGAGCAAGGAAGGGAGAAACCAAAAAGAAGGGCGAUAAGCUCAUUAUGAUGGCUUCUUCUUCAGAGGACUCGCCAGAUGAAAUCAUGAUGGCUGCUCCUGUGAAGGAUUCAACAGAUGAAACGGCGAUUCCCGAGGACUCGAAAGAUCAAGCUCCAAGUCAGGAGUUUCCUACGGAGGACUCGCCAGAUGAACCAACAGAUCCACCGGCCACAGAGCCCCCCGUGGAUCCACCAGCCACUGAUCCUUCUCCAGUUCAAGAGACAGAUGCUCCAGUUCCACCAUUGGACCCAGCAGAACCGCCAACAGCGCCACCAACUGUGGAGCCCGCUGAAACUGAUCCUCCAGUUGAAGAAACGGAUGCACCAGAAACUGAUCCUCCAGCCCCAGAAACAGAGCUUCCGGUUGUGGAAACUGAAGCCCCAGAGAUAGAUCCUCCUGUGGAAGAGACUGAGGCCCCAGAGACAGAGCCUCCGGUAGAAGAGACUGAAGCUCCAGAGACAGAGCCACCUGUUGUGGAAACUGAUGCCCCAGAAACAGAACCUCCCGUGGCGGAAACUGAUGCCCCAGAAACAGAACCUCCUGUGGCAGAAACUGAUGCUCCAGAAACAGACCCACCUGUUGUGGAAACUGAAGCCCCAGAAACAGAGCCUCCAGUGGUGGAAACUGAGGCUCCAGAGACAGAGCCUCCUGUCGAAGAGACUGAUGCUCCCGAGACAGAAUCCCCCAAUGUCCCAGAAACAGAUCCUGGUGUUGGAGAAACUGACGCUCCAGAGACAGAGCCUCCUGUGGAAGAGACUGAUGCUCCAGAAAUAACAGAGCCACCAACUCCAUCCCCAUCUGUGUCCCCCACAGCGGCUCCAACCAAGGCUCCUACAGUGUCCCCGACUGGACCAACCUGUCCCAGUGCUGUCCAAAUCACCGGAGAAGUGGAAUUUAACUUUGUAUUUGCAGACCGGGAGCCUACCGAGGCUGAGAUUGAAUCUGUUGAAGAUGCCACCUUGGACUUUUUCGUGGAUCUCUUCCGAGAAGAGUUUGGUGAUUCUGUGGUGGAAAUAUCAGGAGGAAUUGUUGAUAGUGAGUUCGACUUUGGUCCUCCUCCGGUGUUUGAAAUGACGUUGGAGGCAAUUGUACCAUUCUCGGGAUGCGCACCACCAAUAGACCAAGUCAACGACCUCUUGAACCUCAGUGACGCACAGUACGACGAGUAUUUGACGGAAUACAUAUUCCCUAUCGAACCGAGUGGGCAACAUAUUUUCGUCCUGGCUGCUAGAGUCAGCUUCGACGGAAGUGCAUCUUACGUUGAGGAACCACCCUCUGUAACAGCACCUCCCGAAACCACCGCAAGAGCAGGCAAGUCAGACAAAGGAAACAAGCGUCGCUGA
Seminavis robusta is the source of this 2130-nucleotide messenger RNA. The record is from the annotation of a GenBank genome assembly. NCBI's taxonomy places the organism in Eukaryota, Bacillariophyta, Bacillariophyceae, Naviculales, Naviculaceae.